AUUAUGAGUAAUCUUCAAGCUGAUUCUUCCUUUCCUCUUUCAACUUUAUUUAUUCUCCCUUCUUAUUGAAAGCCGCCCCUGCUGUAAAGAAACCCACAAAAAGGAAAGAAUUAUCUCUCUUAUGGAAAAAUACCAAGUCAUAUUUCCGUUGCUUGUCUUCUUUGGUUUUAUCUCCUUCUCUCUUUGCAUAGCUGCUGAAUUCAAGAAAUCAAAGAAAUGGAAUGGUGGGUGCAGGAUCAGCUUUGGAAUUGCUGUAAUUUUAAUAGGGGCAUCCACAAGCAUGAGCAGAAAUCAGCACUUUGGUGAAGGAUGGUUAGAUGGAGAAUGCUAUAUAGUCAAAGAUGGUGUCUACACUGGCUCAGCAAUUUUGGUAUUGGUCACUUUGAGUUCAACUCUUGGUUCAGCCAUCAUGAGAAUAAGGAAGAGAAAUCAAGUGGAACAAGAUAGUAAAGUGCUUCAGCAAGUACUUCAAUAGAAAAGAUAGAAGAUUGGAAAUGAAAAUCUCAAACUACUUUGGAACAUUUUAUACUCUUUCUGGAGGUGAAGGUGUUUCUUUUUCUUCUUGUUUUCUGAUAAAAGGUCCAAAUUUACUUUUCUAUUAUACGAAAUAUUUCAAUUUCA
Molecule: messenger RNA, 621 nt
Organism: Nicotiana attenuata
Lineage: Eukaryota; Viridiplantae; Streptophyta; Magnoliopsida; Solanales; Solanaceae
Exons: 2
Coding region: 122-475 (117 amino acids)
Source: RefSeq, a predicted model, not a curated record